Bemisia tabaci is the source of this 1249-nucleotide messenger RNA. Lineage: Eukaryota; Metazoa; Arthropoda; Insecta; Hemiptera; Aleyrodidae. The record is from RefSeq and is a predicted model, not a curated record.
UUAAAGAAACACAUGCGAGUGCACACGGGCGAGAAACCAUUCAGUUGCAGUCAUUGCUUGGCCUCAUUUGUUAAGAAAUGCCAUUUGAUAGCACACAUGGGAACGCACACUGGCGAGAAAUCAUUCAGUUGCAGUCAUUGCUCGGCCUCUUUUGCUGAGAAAAGUAAUUUGACAAAACACAUCCGGACGCAUACUGGAGAGAAACCAUUCAGUUGCAGUUAUUGCACGGCAUGCUUUGCUCGCAAACAGUCUCUAACGGCACAUGUUACCACGCAUACUGGUGAGAAACUAUUCAGUUGCAGUAAUUGCUCCUCCUCUUUCAGGCAUAAAAAAAAUUUAAAGAGACAUAUGCGAACGCACACUAGUGAGAAACCCUUCAGUUGUAGUCAUUGUUCGAUGUCCUUCCCCGAGGAUGUCACUUUAAAGAGACAUUUGCGAAUGCAUACUGACGGAAAACUGUAGUGAUGCAGUCACUGCUCAUCCUCUUUUCGGCAGAAAAGGCAUUUGAAGAAGCAUACUCUGAUGAACCAUGCAUUUUCACUCAGUGCUCUGCCUUUUUGUCCAGAAAAAGCCGUUUAAAUCAACGCAUACGACACACGCCGGUGUUUGACCUUUUAAUUGUAGGCUUCUCUCAGCUUGGUUCUCAUAAAUAGUUUCUCCGAGGGUACAUAUUCGAUCGCACACCGGAGAAAAACGAUACUCUAAUCAUUGACAAUUUCAAGUUGAGACUAUACAGAUGACGUCAUUUGUAUUUGUGUCAUUCAAGCAAUGUUAAUCUUAAUUUGUUUCGGAGUUCAUUUCCACACUCCCCAUCCGUCUCAUGACUUCGAUUUGCUCGUAAAAUUUUAUAGAGGAAACACGUCGCGCAGUGCUCUAAUUCCUCUCGUGGCUAGAGAACCAAGACAUAUUGAUUAUGAAAGCUUGUUUCUAGUUUUGCUUUUUUCCGAAGUGACUUUCUCUUCAUCUUAUUUUGUAAGAGAAUAUAUUGCAGAAACUUCCAUUUGAAUUUUCGAAUAUUUAUGGGCGCUGUGACAUCCCCCGUUAUUUUUUCAACUUAAAUCUUCGUUUUUAAGCUCCGGAAUAUUACAGAAAGUCCGAAACUCGUAUUAUUCCUGUUUAACUGGUUUUGUAAUCGGGAUGAGAUUUCUGCAUCGUAAUUUCAAUAUUUAGUCCAAAUGUGCUGCCGAGCUAAGGAAAAAUGGCGUAAUCAAAAGAAAUUACAUCCAGUGGCGUGACGUGCCUAGCGAUA